Messenger RNA from Staurois parvus, 347 nucleotides. The record is from the annotation of a GenBank genome assembly. Lineage: Eukaryota; Metazoa; Chordata; Amphibia; Anura; Ranidae.
AAAAAUGGAAACCACCAGCAGUGUGAGGAGACCUGAAAGUGGCACAUGGCAGAGUGUGGCGAUAGAGACAGCAGCAAUGGGAGGCCGUACAGGGACCCAUGACACACUCUGGACCUGGCAGCAGCAUGAGGAGGCGGUACAGGGGCCCAUGGCAGAUUACGGGCCUGGCAGCAGCAUGAGGAGUCGGCCCGUAAUCUGCCAGCCAACCUUUGUAUGUCAAAAAAUUCUAUCACACCAGCAGUGUGUGAGACCUGAAAGUGGUCAUGGCAGAGUGUGGCGAUGGAGACUGCAGCAAUGGGAGGUCGUACAGGGACCAUGAGAGGGGACUCGGACUUGGCAGCACAUGA